Cordyceps fumosorosea ARSEF 2679 is the source of this 825-nucleotide messenger RNA. Its product is annotated as Small GTPase superfamily, Ras type. Gene Ontology annotation, cellular component: plasma membrane. The record is from RefSeq and is a predicted model, not a curated record. NCBI's taxonomy places the organism in Eukaryota, Fungi, Ascomycota, Sordariomycetes, Hypocreales, Cordycipitaceae. Gene Ontology annotation, molecular function: GDP binding; GTPase activity; GTP binding. The transcript has 2 exons. The coding region runs from base 1 to 825 and encodes 274 amino acids. Gene Ontology annotation, biological process: signal transduction.
AUGGCCUCCUCUUACUACCAGCCCGGGCCUCCGCCGCCCCCUCCGUCGCAGCAAUACCAUGCGACGCCUACACCAACGCCCCCGACACCCAUCUCCAUCACCAUCUGCGGCGACGGCGGCUGCGGCAAGUCCUCCAUCACGCUGCGCCUCGUGCGCUCCCAGUGGACCUCGGACUACGACCCGACCAUCGAGGACAGCUACUCGGUCUCGCGCCGCGUCGACGGCGCCGCCUACACGCUCGCCCUCACCGACACCGCCGGCCAGGAGGAGUACCGCGGCAUGUGGGCCAGCUCCAACCUCGGCGCCGACGCCUUCCUGCUCGUCUACGACAUCACCUCGCGCGACUCCCUCGACGCCCUGCAGUACUUCAACGACCUCAUCGACAUGGAGGCCGAGACGCGGCUGGACAACGCGGAGCGCGCGCGCAAAGCCGGUCUCGGCGGCGCCGGCGCGGCGGAUGCGAAGCGGCGCGGCGCGGGGGCGGGCCCGCGGAUGGUGCCGCCGGUCAAGAUCGUGGCGGGAAACAAGUGCGACUUGCAGCAGAGCAGGCAGGUGUCGGCGGCGGUCGGGCUGGACUGGGCGCGCAGGCGCGGCUGCGGCUUCAUGGAGACGAGCGCGCGGCUCGAGGUGAAUAUUGAGGAGACGUUUGCGCUGCUGCCGCUGACGCCGCUGCCGCAGGACGACAGCGCCGGCACGUUGGGCGGCGGCGGCGGCGGCGGCGGCGCGGAGAAGCACCGCGCCGGCGGCAUGGGGGGGCCGCGGGUCACGGGGGAGCGCUUCGGGCGUGGCAAGGGCGGGUUCUGGAAGAGGCUGCGCUGCUGGUAG